Messenger RNA from Helianthus annuus (common sunflower), 1743 nucleotides. RefSeq names its product putative disease resistance protein At3g14460. Lineage: Eukaryota; Viridiplantae; Streptophyta; Magnoliopsida; Asterales; Asteraceae. The record is from RefSeq and is a predicted model, not a curated record. Bases 1 to 1743 code for a protein of 580 amino acids. The transcript has a single exon.
AUGGUGUCAUACGGGGGAACACAAAUUUCAAAUUGGGUUGGUGAUCGCUCUUUUCAUGAGUUGGUUGAUGUGUCAAUACGUGGUUGUAAAAAAUGCACAUCUCUACCCCCAUUUGGGUUGCUCCCAUCACUUAAGAGGUUGCAUAUUCAAGGCAUGGAUGAGGUUAAACUCAUAGGUCUGGAGUUAACCGGAAAUGAUGUUAACGCCUUCCGUUCACUUGAAGUGCUAACAUUUGAAGAUAUGUCUGGAUGGGAAAGGUGGUCAGCUAAAAAUGAGGGUUCAGCAGCAGUGUUUCCAUGCCUUAAAGAGCUUUAUGUAAAGAAAUGUCCACAAUUGAUUAAUGUCUCACUUCAAGCACUGCCUUCACUCAAGGUUCUUGAAAUUGACAGAUGUGGUGAUGGUGUGUUGAGAAGUCUGGUUCAGGUAGCUUCAUCAGUCACUGAGUUGAGAAUAAUUGAUAUCUUAGGGCUUACACAUGAGGUGUGGAGAGGAGUUAUGCGGUAUCUUAAGGAAGUUGAAGAUUUAAGUAUUGAAGAAUGUAAUGAAAUAGAAUACUUGUGGGAAUCAGAAACAGAGGCAAGUAAGCUUCUUGUGAGAUUAAAGGAAUUGAGUUUACGGGGAUGUUCAGGUUUGGUAAGUUUAGAAGAGAAAGAGGAGGAUGACAAUUUUGGGAGCAGCACCGGCCUGUUAUCUCUUAGAACUUUGUCUGUAAAUUCUUGUAGUAGCAUAAAGCGUUUAUGCUGUCCAAAUAGCAUUGAGAGUUUGGAUAUUCGUUAUUGUUCAGUUAUUACAGAUGUCUACCUCCCAAAAGAAGGAGGGAAUAAGCUCAAAUCAGUUAGAAUAUGGGGUUGUUAUAAACUUGAGGGAAAAAUCAACAAAACAAGCAUGCCAAUGCUUGAAACCCUAACUAUUAUUGCUUGGGAAAAUCUAAGAUCAAUCAGUGAAUUGAGUAACUCCACUCACCUCACCAGCCUGGAUAUAAUGCGAUGCCCACAUAUCGUGUCACUUCCAGAGCUUCAGCUAUCAAACCUCACCCGUUUGUCAAUUUCUGAAUGUGAAAGUCUGGUGUCAUUACCUGAGCUAUCGAAUCUCACCAGUUUGUCAGUUAGUGAUUGUAAAAGUCUGGAGUCAUUACCUGAGCUAUCAAACCUCACCCAUUUUGAAAUUUCUGAAUGUGAAAGUCUGGUGUCAUUACCUGAGCUAUCAAACCUCACCUUUUUGUCAAUUAGUAAUUGCGAACGUCUAGUGUCAUUACCUGAGCUAAAGAAUCUCGCCUUGUUAAAAGAUCUGAAAAUCAGAAGGUGUCCAGGUAUUGAUGUUUCCAUUCAUGGUGGGCGUUGGCCUCCCAAAUUGUGCUCACUUACACUAGAAGGGUUGAAGAAGAAGCCCAUAUCAGAGUGGGGGGAUCUGAAUUUUCCAACUUCCCUUGUUGACCUAAUGUUACUGGGUGAACCCCAUGUAAGGAAUUUUCCAACUUCCCUUUUCCCUUCUUCUCUUACAUCUUUGGUAAUAUCCGAAUUUGAUAAUCUGGAAUCACUAUCAACGGGACUCCAACACCUCACAUCUCUUCAACAUCUGUACAUUGGGUAUUGCCCAAAGGUGAAAGAUCUACCAGAGACGCUGUUGCCUUCCCUUCUGAGUUUGAGUAUAUAUGGUGAUUGCCCAAAAUUGAAAGAAAGGUGUGAAGGAAGAGGCUCCCACUACUGGCCACUCAUCUCUCAUAUCCCCGAAAUCAACAUAUAA